AUAUAUUCCGGUCUGACUCCAACAAAGAGCGAGGUUGUUUAUGCAAGGCGUUUCCCCCGACCUUCGUCUCGAAACCCUCUCUGCCGGCUGCUUCUCCGGUCUACCGACAAGCACGCCGCCUCUCAGUCGAAGGAGUAUUCUAGGUUGAAAUGGCAUAUGCGUACAGGUGGCGGAGAAACCUCUGCACACUCAUGAGGUUCUUACCGCAGGUGGAGCGCCCCGACCAGCCUGUUUCUCUCCAUGACAAGUAUUUUUACACGGCUGCUUCGGUUUUCAUCUUCAUGGCUGCCAGCCAGCUCCCUCUAUAUGGCUUCAAACCAGGCAUGGGGAUUGAUCCAUUUUACUGGGUCGGCAUGGCUUUUGCAUCAAACUGGGGAACUCUCACCACUUUUGGGAUCCUCCCUGUUUUUGUACCUGAGUUUUUAGUGCCAGUCUGUAUCUCGAGGAUUCUAAAAGUGAGCAGCAGGACUCCUGAGGGUCGAAUGCUUCUGGAUGGAGCUCACAAGGUGGUUGGGAUAUGCACUAACAUUGUGAUGGUUAUUAUCUUUAUGCUAGUGUAUGCCAUUCUUGUCAAAGUUGACACGUGCACUGCUGUUGUAAUGAUGCUCCAACUUUUCUUCUCUGGUGUUGUUGUCCUCUAUCUCGAUGAGGUGCUGAAGAAAGGAUAUGGAUUGUUGCCAAGUAUCUCGUUAUUCACUGCCACCAAUAUUUGUGUAAGUGUUCUUUGGAAGGCCUUUAGCCCCUCUUAUGUUACUUAUUAUCAUGAGCAAGGUGCUCAAUUUGAGGGAGCUGUUAUUGCCUGGGUCCAUCUUUUGGUUACUGGAACGGACAAGUUCUCUGCAACCUGUCAAGCCUUUUGCCGCCAAAACCUCCCGAAUGUCACCAACCUGCUGGUUACUUGCUUGUUUUGUCUAAUUGCCUUAUUCUUUCAGAGCUUUUAUGUUGCGCUGCCAGUGAAGUUACUUGAUUGCGCUCAGUUCACCUACCGCCUCAAGUUCUCCUAUAUCUCCUACGCCGCUAUUAUCUUGCAACAGGUUGUGGUUACGUAUCUAUUAGUCAUCUCAGAGGUACUGUACGUGAUAUUUUGUGCAUUGGUGGACCUGCAUGGCAGGUCGAAUGGGUCUAGUAAGACUAUUGGGAUUUGUCGCCGAGGCGAUGGGAUUUUCUACUACCUAACAGCACCUCCAACUUUGAUUGAUCUGCAGAGAGACCCGGUCCAUGUAUUUCUCUACAUCGUCAUUGUGCUUAGUGCAUGUGCUUAUUUCUCAGUAAUUUGGACCAGAUGCUGUAUGACAUCCAGAAGAUUUUUACAUGACAUGCUAGGGGAAGAUGUGCAGCUUCCUGGCCCUGACACGAUGUCUGACGACGAAUUCCAGAGUUGCAUAGCCAAGGGGGCUUGUCUUGGUGGCAUUUGUGUGGGCUUGUUGAUAGUUUUGUCCGAUUUUGCUGGUCUAUGUGGUUCUGGUAUGGGGAUUCUGCUUGCUGUUGCAGCGGUGUAUCCCUACUUUGAGGGGGUGAGAGCUGAAGACAUAGGUGUCUUUGGCCUCUGACCGGUUGCAUUCCUCUCAGCGUAGAUUUGGGUGAAUUGAAUGCUAUUCUCACUUGUAUUCAGAAUUUAAGCAACAUCGUUCGGGAAUCUAUGCAAGCGAGUUGAGAAAAUCUAGUCUGUACGGUCCUUUUGCUGCGAACGCUGUGUAAUGACUAUUUAUUUGGGUUUAUUAAAUACUUUGAUGGAUGAGGAGGAA
This is a messenger RNA of Triticum dicoccoides, 1745 nucleotides long. RefSeq names its product protein transport protein Sec61 subunit alpha-like. Gene Ontology annotation, cellular component: membrane. Bases 150 to 1550 code for a protein of 466 amino acids. Gene Ontology annotation, biological process: protein transport. The record is from RefSeq and is a predicted model, not a curated record. The transcript is spliced from 7 exons. NCBI's taxonomy places the organism in Eukaryota, Viridiplantae, Streptophyta, Magnoliopsida, Poales, Poaceae.